Puma concolor (puma) is the source of this 936-nucleotide messenger RNA. The record is from RefSeq and is a predicted model, not a curated record. NCBI's taxonomy places the organism in Eukaryota, Metazoa, Chordata, Mammalia, Carnivora, Felidae.
AUGCCUCGGGGGCAAAAGAGUAAGCUUCGUGCCCGUGAGAAACGCCAUCAGGCCCGGAUCGAGGCUCAGCGUGCCCAGGAUGCUCAGGCCACUGCAGCAGAGGAAGAACAGCCCUCCACUUCCUCCUUUUCUCCUUCUGGUGGUAGUGCUCAGAGCUCCUCAGCUGCUGGCCAAGAUGAGGAAAAACCAAGCACCUCUCAGGCACAACCCAACACUGGUCGUUACCACAGAACCCCUCUAGAUGACAAGGCGAUUCUAUUGGUGCAAUUCCUGCUGCGCAAGUAUAACACGAGGGAGCCCAUAACAAAGGAAGACAUGAUUAAGCAUGUCCUCAAAAAGCACAAGGAGCAUUUCUGUGAGAUUCUCAGGAAAGCCUCUGAGCUAAUGGUGCUGGCCUUUGGCAUUGAUCUGAAGGAAGUCGACCCUACCAGGCACCACUAUGCCCUUAUCAGCAAACUGCAGCGCACCAAUGAUGGCAGGCUGAGGGGUGAGGAAAUCAUGCCCCAGACCGGCCUCUUGAUGACCGUCCUCUGUGUGAUCUUCAUUAAGGGCAACUGUGCCACUGAAAAGGAUAUGUGGGAAGUGCUUAAUGUGAUGGGGAUAUAUGCUGAUAAGAAACACUUCAUCUACGGGGAUCCCAAGAAGCUCAUCACUGAAGUUUGGGUGCAGGAAAGGUACCUCCUGUACCGCCAGGUGUCCAACAGCAAUCCUCCAUGCCGUGAGUUCCUGUGGGGUCCAAGAGCCUAUGCCGAGACCAGCAAGAUGAAAGUCCUUGAAUUCUUGGCCAAGGUCCAUGAUAGCGUCCCCAGUGCCUUCCCAUCCUGGUAUGAAGAGGCUUUGCAAGAUGAGGAAGAGCGAGCCCGAGCCAGAUUUACAGCUCUGGUUCAUACUGGGCCUUCCAUGGCCAAUUCUGGCAGCUUCUCCCACCUGUAUUGA